CCUCUCGGAAUUGUGCUGUCGGUAUUCGAGAGCCGACAGUUGGGCCAUCUCUGCCAGAUGGACUCGACCACCACUGAAAAGACCGGCACUGUGCUGAUCUUCCCUCUCUCCCGACUUCCAGCGUGCAAUUGCCUCUUGCUUUUCCGCAGCAGAGAAACUCCCUUGUAAUUUAUCCGCGUGGGCUUCCAGCAGUUAGGUGAUUGGGACACCUCCAGACAGGGCCUGGCGUUUGAAGGUUGUUCUUUCUGAACCAGGAUAAAAUAAACCCCAGCCAUUAAGUUUUCAGAAGGGGUAAUGUUAUGAAUUAGCUCUGUUGCCUUUUUUUUUUCUUUUAUUACUUGCUGUUUAUUUUAUAUUUGCCCUAUAAAACCGCUUAGAAGCUCUGCAAAGAGAUGAAAUCUUGGCUUUUUCACAGAGGACGGUUCUGAGAUGUAACGCAGCCUUUUCGCUUGAUCAGAAGCGAAAGGAAUCGAGCACGUGGACUGACUGAAAGGACAAUAACGAUCCCUUCCCCUUUAACAGCAGGAUGCGAGUGAUGGUAUUGCCUCUGAUCUGACUUGACUUCACAGCUGGUUCAUCCAGCAAGCAUCGUGCCCCAGAGGAGCAAGAAUAUUAUAUAACCUGUUCUGCCAGCAGAGACUUCUCUCCAGUGAGGCCGGACUCUGCAUUGGUUCUGAAAGGGGAAUUACAGAACAAUAGUUGGCCUCCCUUCUAUGCCCAGGAAAAAAAUAAGUCCCCAGGGGAAUGGGAGAAAAAAAAAAAAAAAAAAAAAAAAAAAAAAACCCCAAGCAGAAAAUCAAAGUGCAGCAAACGUCAACUCAUCCAGGCAGCUCCCGCCACCGAGAGAGGAGCUUUUCACUUCGUGUUUGUGCACAGAGGCAUCUGUUUGUGCCGGGUCUCCUGGACGCUCCCAGGGGAGUGUGGUGGCACCGGCCAGCACAUAAAUAAAGUUCUGCUCCCCCCCCGCCCCGCAAGAAUGCUUCAGCCGCAGAGUCUCCUCCCGGUCUGCAGCCAGCGGUGGCUUUGGCCAGUGGCUCAGCAGACAGUCUGAAAGUGCCGCCGAUUGCCAAGGCCGGGGGUAUGCACAGUUCACGUUGCCCGGAGCCUCCCUGGGAAGGCGGCAUUGUCUGCUGCGAGGAUCCAGGAAGGGAAGGAGGGGAGCGAGAGCCAGAAUUCCUGGGCUCUUCACCCGGCAAUAAACCUCACGCAGUCUCGGAUGAAUCACUUCCAUGCUGCUGCUCCUCGUUAAUCCCCGCUUGCAAGGCCGUACCUGGCUCCGUCGAAGGCGGUGCGGAAGAGGAGCCGUCCUCUCCGGGUGCGUGGCCUGGCUUCUCGGGGGCUGUGUGUCCGCCGUUCCCGGGGCAGCGGGUCUCCCUAGGACCGUCUUGCCGCCUCCGCUCUCCAGCGUUCACGCGUCCUCCUCUCCUGGUAAGCGACCCAAAGCCUUCCCGCUCGCCCACCGGGACGGAUCGUCCCUGCCUCAGCCGAUGGGAGAGUUUGUUUGGAGCCCCCCGGGUCUUGAAGGUCAAAUCCUCUGGAUGGUUUGGUACCCGGGACGGUACCAAGGUUUGUUUUCUCAAUUUCCCUCGGCUGGUACGCUGCGGCUGUCGGCGUGCGCCCUGGACCGUGGGUGAGCGUUCACGCUCUCACAAAGAGCUGAACGAGCCCCAGGGGUCGAUUCAGCACCAGAUCUGGAAGCUGCUGGGAUUUCUGUGUGGUUGUGCUCCGUUCUCACGCCUGUCUCCACAAGGCAGCUUGGACUCUGCAAUCUCCUACCCUCCGGGCAGCAGCAGAGUCUCCUUUGUGUAUAUAAAGUUCAGUUCCUCCAGCCCCCACAGUUCUCCUCUUAAGGGAUUGGGAAGAGCCUCCUGCUUUAAAUGGAAGAAAUAAGAAUCUGAUAUUUGAAGGGAUUCUGUAAAUAUUUUGUUUAAGCCUGUGGGCUCGGUGCACGGCCAUGUGGGUGACCUGGAUUCGACCGUACUCCAUCAUCCUCCUCCUCCGGCCUGCCAGGACCAGAGCUACGGGAGCAGCAAACUCUAUCAAGGUGGAGAUGUACAGCGAUGAGGAAGCCAGCCGGCUGCUGUCACAGGACGACCGGAUGCUCGAAAAGGAGGACAGCGUAAUCGUGGAGGACUCGCUCUCGGAGCCCCUGGGCUACUGCGACGGGACGGGCCAGGAGCCGCACUCCCCUGGGGGCAUUCGGCUGCCCAACGGCAAGCUGAAAUGUGACAUCUGCGGGAUGGUGUGCAUCGGCCCCAACGUGCUGAUGGUGCACAAGCGCAGCCACACCGGAGAAAGGCCGUUCCACUGCAACCAGUGCGGAGCCUCCUUCACCCAGAAGGGAAACCUCCUGCGUCACAUCAAACUGCACUCUGGGGAGAAGCCCUUCAAAUGUCCCUUCUGCAACUACGCUUGCCGCAGGAGGGAUGCGCUCACCGGCCACCUGCGAACACACUCCGUCUCCUCCCCCACGGUCGGCAAACCCUACAAGUGCAACUACUGCGGCCGGAGCUACAAGCAGCAGAGCACGCUGGAGGAGCACAAGGAGCGGUGCCACAACUACCUGCAGAGUCUGAACACUGAACCGCAGUCGCUGGCCGGCCAGCAAGGUGACGAGAUGCGAGACCUGGAGAUAGUGCCGGAUUCUCUGCUUCACCCCUCGUCCGAUCGGCCGACGUUUAUUGACCGGCUGGCGAACAGCCUCACCAAACGGAAACGAUCGACACCUCAGAAAUUCGUGGGGGAGAAGCAGAUGCGAUUCACCCUCUCGGACCUCCCCUUCGACGUGAACUCCGGCUUCGAGAAGGACGUGGAGAUGGUCUCGGCCCACCACCCCCUCGACCCCUCCUACGGCAGCUCCCUGUCCCUGAUGGGGGGGGAACAUCUUCGCCCCCUCCGGCUCCCCCCUACAAACUGCAUCUCGGAAGUCACCCCCGUCAUCAGCUCCGUCUACACCCAGAUCCAGCCCCUGCCGGGCCGGCUGGAGAUGCCGGGGAGCCGGGAAGCCGCCGAGGGGCACGAGGACGUGCCGGACGGGGUGCAGGUGGUGUACCGGGGCCGGGACCAGGGCGUAUCGCCCACCAACGGCUGCCAGGACUCGACGGACACGGAGAGCAACCACGAAGAACGAAGCUCGCAGCUGCCGGCGGGAAACUGCGCCAGCAGCCGCCAGAGCCCAGCCUACGCCAAAGAGGACCCCAAACUGCCGGAGGGACCCCCGGCCGCCCGCUCCACCCCCAGCUCCGCCAAAGAAGCCCUGCGGGUGGUCAACGAGGACGGGGAGCAGAUCAGGGCCUUCAAGUGCGAGCACUGCCGCAUCCUUUUCCUGGACCACGUCAUGUUCACCAUCCACAUGGGCUGCCACGGCUUCAGAGACCCUUUCGAAUGCAACAUCUGUGGGUACCACAGCCAGGACCGGUACGAGUUCUCCUCCCACAUAGUGCGGGGCGAGCAUAAAGUCGGCUAAAAAAUCCUCUCCCCCCCCUCCCGCCCCAUCCCUCCACUCCUUGUGCCCCCCCCCCAGCCCGCCCUCGACUCUUCCUCUGUCUCUAGCUCAGCCCCUCCACCCUUAGGGCAUGGAACUGUUGGUUUUUCUUUUAUACUCCUUUGCACUGACUUUGGCUACAAAAAUAUUUAAAAAAAAAAAAAACCAACCCCGACGAGGGGGAGCUCUUAACAAUUUGCCUUUUUAUAAAUGGAGUUAUUUAAAUAUUAACGGACUUUUUUGUGCUUUCCCCCCCCACCUCUCUCACCUCCCUCCGUUAUUUAUUGAGCUUCUUAGUUUCUCUUUUUAUAACUCUCUUGUUGGUUUUGGUUUUUUCCCUCCCCGUAAAGUCUCACUUGAAUUUUUGAGACUCGUUCUCCUCCCUCCUCUUCCUCUCCCGCCCCGGUCCCGGUCGGCUCCCCGGCACGGCACGGUGCCACGCGCCAGCCUGGAGCUCCGAGCAUUGCCCGUCCCCGCUCUGGGACGAGGCAAACCUCAGAUUAGGUGCUAAAAAACCCCCGGGACACCCCCACACCCCCCCCAGCCUGGCGGGGGGGGGGGCCGCUGCGCCCCGAGCUUUAAUGAGUUUAAAUACAGGGAGCAUAAAGCAGGGACCCCCCCUUCUCCCCGCGGGGCCAGGCCGGUGCUGCCGGGGUUUGCCCGGCGGUUCCUUCCCGCGGCGUUUGAGCCCCCCCCCGUAGGCCUGGCACCGCACGGGGGGGGGCGAUGGGGGGGGGGUCCUCCAUCGCUCCGCUUAAACGAAGGAAAGGUAAGGCCAGGAAGAUGGCGAGCGUCCGGGUGACGGCUCCGUUCUGCUGGCUGGGAUCUCCUCCUCCUCCUCCUCUUCCUCAGCACAGGCCAGUAUCUCCAGCCCGCUCUGCUGCAGGGGUUGCUCCCCCCCCCCGGCCCCCCCCGCUGCCCCCAAAGCCCCCGGCAUUCCCAGGGGGUCGGCGGGGUGUUGUCCCCCCCCCCCGCUCCGGUGUCAUUCCUGUUCCCGCUCGACGGAGGAGUCGGGGUGCGGUGGCACCCUCGACGCCAGAGCUUUGCCCUCGGUCCCGCCAGCAGCCCCCCCAGCGGGACCCCCGCGCUCCCCUGGCUUUGGGGGGGGGGGGGUGUCCGAAAGAGGGGUGGGAGGUUGGGGGGUGUCGUCUGCUGCAUCCGGCCGCUGCCUGCUGCACCCCUCUUCCCGGGGCCGGGCUCUGGGGGCAGAUUGCCGGGAGCCGCCUGGUUUUUGGGGGUGAGACCCCGAGGGAGGGGGGGGGGGGGUCCGGAACGGGGCACACACACACACACCCCCCCCGGGACAGGGUCCCCCCAACCAAAAGGGAUUUAGCGGGGCCGGGGGCAGGCGGCCGAUAACCAAAAAUAAAGCGCGAGCCCUGGCAGGAGCCGGCCGCCUCCUCGGUGCUCCCCGGGCCCCUCCGGCCGCAGCCCCCCCCACACCCGGGGGGGUCCCGCUGCCCCCCCCCCCCAGGCCCAGGCGGCAUCAAACGCCCCGCAGCCGCGCUGGGGCUCUCCUGAGGAUGAAACCAAAGGCUGUUCCUUUUUCUACGGACACAAACACAACCACCUCACGCGGCGGCAACUCCCGUUGCCCCUGUUUCCCGUUUUUCUUUUAAUAUUAUUAAUUUUACUUUAUUUGGGGUGUUGUUUUUUUGUUUUUUUUGUUUUUUUUCCCUCCUUUCUGGCUUUUCUGGGGACGGUGUCUGCGUGGGUGUCGGUGCGGGGCACAGCUCGCUCCCAACCGGAGCUCCCCCUCACGGCCCACUCCCCCCCAAGCACCAAAACAAACCCAAAAAAGGGUUUUUUCAAACCGAAAUGGAAGCUCUGCAGUUUUCUGACCGCUCUUGGGGUUUUGGUUUGGGGUUUGGGGUUUUUUUUUCGUUUUUUUUUUUUUCUUUCCUUCUCUUUUCUUUUUCCUGUAAAAGAGUCUAAAACAAAAAUGUAGGAAUUUUGUAAAACUCCAGGUCGCUUUACUCGUGUAAAUAUCUAUAUUUUUUAAUCAGAUGUAUGAAGAACAAACGAUGAUGUGCAAUACCCCGGCCCCCCGCCCCCCUCCCCGGCUACGGCCCCUCCUUCCUUUCUAAUGAGUUUUCAUUUGUAUAUCGUUAAUGGAUUUGCUGUCGUCUUUGGUUUUUUCCCUUUUUUGUGAGGUUAGACUCGCUUUUGGACAAAAAACACCCCCU
Messenger RNA from Grus americana (Whooping crane), 5670 nucleotides. It is a transcript of the gene IKZF4, whose product is annotated as IKAROS family zinc finger 4. Gene Ontology annotation, biological process: regulation of transcription by RNA polymerase II. Gene Ontology annotation, molecular function: DNA-binding transcription factor activity; RNA polymerase II cis-regulatory region sequence-specific DNA binding. The record is from RefSeq and is a predicted model, not a curated record. NCBI's taxonomy places the organism in Eukaryota, Metazoa, Chordata, Aves, Gruiformes, Gruidae. The coding region runs from base 1955 to 3466 and encodes 503 amino acids. The transcript has 6 exons.